Molecule: messenger RNA, 1105 nt
Organism: Fukomys damarensis (Damara mole-rat)
Lineage: Eukaryota; Metazoa; Chordata; Mammalia; Rodentia; Bathyergidae
Product: mucin-13-like
Exons: 1
Source: RefSeq, a predicted model, not a curated record
CAUGCCUACCACCACCUCUGGACUGGAAUCCAGCCACACUGCGUCAGGCCAAUCCACCACUAAUCUUGUGCACCCUUCAACCACAGAGGACUAUGCAGUGUCCAAAUCCAGCCUAUCUGAGACAGACAUCGCGACUCAUUCCCCGGGGAUUUUUGCAUCUUCCCAGACCAUGCUAGAAGUCAAGACCAGCUCUGCUGGGCACACUGCCAUUUACACACCUGCCACACACUCAGGUUUGGCCCAGGUUGGCCCAAGAAUCUAUGUUACAGCAGGCCCCCCCUCAGGCCCAACAUCCCAUGCAGGGCCCACCCAAGCCACCACCUCAGAGCCCACUCACACCAGAGCCACCAGCGGAAGGACAGCUUCCUACCCAUCCUGGACAGAAUCUCCAGGAUUGACCAGCGUUCCCCAAAUGACCCAGACUCGGGGCUCCCCAAGUACCAUUCACACCCCAGGUCUCUCCAUAACCAGAGCCUUGGGGGCCACCACUUCCCCUGUCAACCCUGCUGUUCCCAGCUCUUCACCCUCAGAUACCAGCCCUGUGGCCAGCACAGCCUCUGAGGAGUCCUCUGCACUCAGCACUGAGCCUGUGCAGGAAAGCAGCUCUGAAAGCUCCCCAGGAACUAGCGGUGCCACCAGCUCCUCCUACACCGAGCUUCCCACCACGUGGACACACAGCCUCUCCACGCCUGUAUCCACGAGGGAGAGUCUCCAGUCCACCAGCGAGGCUGCCACUACACAGGUGUCAGUGCCACAGACUGUGACCACCUCAACAGACAGCCUGGGGGCCAGCACACCUUCCUAUGAGGCCAGUGCUUGGGGGCCCACAGCCUGGCAGACAAAUCCUGCCUCUUCCUCCUCCAACUCAACAGUCCCACCAUCCAGCACGCAGAACACCACCUCUGGGCUGGAAUCCCACUCCUCUCCCUCAGGCCAGUCCACCACUGCUCUGGCGCACACCUCAAAUACAGGGGACUCCAGGAUGUUCAAAUCCACACCCACAUUCACGGGGGUCUCUGAGUCAGACAUGGAGACCCAUUCCCUGGGGACCUCGGCAUCUGCCCAGACCACACAAGCAGGGGAGACCAGCUCGACUGCACACACA